GGUCGGCGGCGCGCAGCUCUCAGUGCUCAGACAUGGCGGCGGACCUGAACCCGGACUGGCUGUCUUGCCUGCCUUCCCAUUGGAGUUACGGCGUGACCCGGGACGGACGAGUGUUCUUUAUCAAUGAAGAAGCGAAGAGCACAACCUGGCUGCAUCCAGUCACAGGAGAAGCCGUCAUUACAGGACACAGAAAAACUCCAGAUUUACCCACCGGAUGGGAAGAAGGAUACACGUUUGAAGGAGCCCGUUGCUUUAUCAACCACAAUGAGCGAAAGGUGACCUGCAAGCAUCCCGUCAGCGGCGUCCCAUCACAAGACAACUGCAUCUUUGUGGUCAACGAACACCUGAAUUGUGGGAAUCUUAUCCAUCCUGUUUUAAGCAGACCAGCGACCAAAGCACCAGAGGCGGAGAAGAAGGAGCGUCCCACCAGCACCAUGAGCGAAGCCUCAAACUACACCGGCGGCUCUGACUACACCACACAUCCCAGCAGCCCCACAACCAGACCGUCCCGGUCCUCGAAGAAAGUGCACAACUUUGGGAAAAGGUCCAACUCCAUCAAGAGGAACCCCAAUGCACCGGUGGUCAAAAACGGCUGGCUUCACAAGCAGGACAGCACCGGGAUGAAGAUGUGGAAGAAGAGAUGGUUCGUUCUGUCUGAUAUGUGCCUCUUCUACUACAGAGAUGAGAAAGAAGAGGGGAUUCUGGGAAGUAUCCUCCUGCCCAGCUUUCACAUCUCCAUGCUGUCCGUGGACGACCACAUUACCCGGAAAUACGCCUUCAAGGCGACGCAUCCAAACAUGCGGACGUAUUAUUUCAGCACAGACACAGCCAAAGAUAUGGAGUCCUGGAUGAAGGUGAUGUCGGAUGCGGCGAUUGCACACAGCGAGCCAAUCAGAAGGCUUGAGAAGGUAAAGCUGGACUCUCGCGGGCCUCAGGAGAUGAACAACAUGCUGAACCACCGGGUCCUGACUCGCCCCGAGAUCCAAAACAACGAGAGAAACCGCGAGACGCUCCGCCAAGAGGACAAGAAGAGCAAACCAGCAGAAAAAACGCAGAAAGACAAAGAAAGAGUCAGCAUGCAGAAAGACGGAGAGCGCUUCAGUGAAAACUACACUCACCGGCAUAAAGACAGCGAGCGCUACAUGCUGCAGAAAGACCUGGAGAAAUUCGUCCUGCAAAAAGACGGAGAGAAGUACGCCGUGCAGAAAGAGGGGGACAAAUAUCUCCUCCAGAAAGACGGACACAAAUACACAGUGCAUAAAGACGGAGACAAAUACACGCUUCAGAGAGAACUGGAGAAAUACAAUCCACCGAAAGAUGCAGAGAAGAUCCCACAGAAAGAUGCAAGGUUUAGUCUGGUGCAGAACGAGAUGGAGAAACCCGUCCCGCCACCACGAUCUGAGGAAAAAUAUGGCUUUCAGAAAGAGGGCACCCUUGAGCGUCCGCUAACUAAAAUAAAUAGCAUUAAACUGCAGCCGGCUCAAGCGGCGGCCAUCGCUGCGGCUGUUUCAUCCUCUAGGAUGAUGCAGAAACAGGUUAAUGGCUCCGGGGAAAGAGCGGGAGACAGAAGUCCUGGAGAUUUGAGUACAGUGAGGACGAGCGUCCCGCUGCCAGCACAGACGGUUCCAGAACCAGAGCGAAGCCUCAGCAGAACCAGCUCAAUGCAGCAGCUGGAGCAGUGGGUCCGCACACACCGCACACGAGCUCCAGACGACGACACCAGGAGCAUCACGUCCUACCAAACCCUGCCAAGGAACAUGCCAAGCCACCGGGCGCAGAUAGUCCCACGCUAUCCCGAGGGCUACCGCACUCUUCCCCGAAACAUGCUGCGACCGGACAGCAUCUGCAGCGUGGCGGGAUCAGUGUAUGACCGGGCGCUUCAGCCCAGCAACCAGGAGAAACGGCGCUCCAUCCGGGACGACACCAUGUGGCAGCUGUAUGAGUGGCAGCAGCGGCAGGCGCACAGUCGACUCGGGUACGGGACGCUGCCCAGUCCCAAAACCAUGGGGCAGAUCGCGGAGUCCAUCCCCACAUCCCCGUCCCACGGCUCUCUGGCCGGAUAUCACACCUUCUCCCCGAACCGACCGCUCAACCCUGACUCGCGCUCGGAAUUGUCCUCACCGGUGUUUCGUGGAGACGUGACCCUCGAGCGACGCCACCGACCACACCUGUCCAAGUAUUCCUAUCCUGCCGAACGCAGAGCUGCUCCUCCCGCACAGAACAUCACUGCACAGUCUCUUCAAGGCAAAACGCCAGAGGAACUGACCCUGCUGCUCAUCAAACUCCGGCGGCAGCAGGCUGAGCUCAACAGCCUCCGUGAACACACACUCGCGCAGCUCAUGCAGCUGAACCUCGACGCCACCAACCCAAAGAAUGAAAUCCUCUCUCAUCACCUGCAGAGGAAUCUCAUGUACUUGGACAGUCAGAUGAAGGAGAACGAACCCAUAAUCUUCAUGAUUCACACUAUGAUUGAGAACUCGGCGCCGCGGCCGCAGCUCUACCAGCAACAGAUGAGUCCUGAAGAGUACAGAGAAAACACCUACAUGUACAGGCCAGAGGAGCUCGACGUCGACGCGAAGUUAAGUCGGCUCUGUGAGCAGGAUAAAGUAGUGCGAACUCAAGAAGAGAAACUGCAGCAGCUCCACAGAGAAAAGCACACACUGGAGACGGCGCUGCUCUCCGCCAGUCAGGAGAUCGAGAUGAGCUCUGAAAACCCAGCGGCGGUCCAGAGCGUGGUCCAGCAGAGAGACGUCCUGCAGAGCGGCCUGCUGAGCACCUGCAGAGAGCUGAGCCGCGUCAACACUGAGCUGGAGCGAAGCUGGAGAGAAUAUGAUCGACUGGAGGCCGAUGUUACACUCGCCAAAACUAACCUGCUGGAGCAGCUGGAGGCCCUCGGCAGUCCACAGACGGAGCCGCCCAGUCAAAAACAUGUUCAGAUCCAGAAAGAGUUGUGGAGAAUUCAGGAUGUGAUGGAGGCGCUGAGCAAGAACAAACCCAAGAGAAACCCUGAACCCAGUUUUCCUGGUGCAAACCCUCUGUCAACCCUGCAUAAAAGUGAAGACUCUGUAGACUCCUCGUGUGUUCCUCCUCGUCCUCCUCUGCCGUACUCAUAUGAAGGAGGCGACCGGCCGCCGCCCCUCCCGAACCCCGGUCAGCCACACACCACCCGCACAACACCCCACCGACCAGAGGACCGCAAAACUGCCCAGCGCAACGGCACACACACCGGCCCGGAUUACAGGCUGUAUAAAAGCGAGCCGGAGCUGACCACAGUAGCAGAAGUCGACGAGAGUAACGGUGAAGACAAAUCAGAGCAGACGGCAGAGAAAGAGCCGCCUGGUGUCACUAAAGGUAUAGUUUACCCAGUAGGAGUGGUCAGUCCCAGAACUAAAUCACCCAUGCCUGAGUCCUCCACCAUCGCCUCCUACGUCACCUUGAGGAAGACCAAAAAGCCUGAUCCCAGAACAUGUCAGCCGCAGGACCGUCCCCGCAGCGCUGUGGAGCAGAUGAGCUGUGGUGCUGAAGUGGGCCGAACACGCAUGAGUGUGGAGGAGCAGAUGGAGAGAAUCAGACGACACCAGCAGGGGGCGCUGAGAGAGCGCAGGAGAGAAGACGGCUCUCUGUCACGCAGUCUGUCUUUCACUAAAGACAACACAUACUACACACUGCAGGCACGUAAGAAGAGUCCGGCGAUCUCUCCAGACGAGCAGGACGAGCGCAGAGACAUGACGCCUGUGGAGCGAGACACAAAACACACAGAGGAAAACUGCAGAGACACUGAGGAGCAGCAGCCAGCACACAUGCACCUGGAGAUCAAGGAGAAAGCAUCCGUGACACGCUCGGUCUCCAUGAAAGAGUCUCUCCUGAAGAGUGUGAGUCCCAAACCAGUGCUGAACCAGGACGAAUCUGAGUGUAAACUGCAGUAUGACAGAAAAUUGGCAACUCAGAACAGCCUGCAGACGGCAGUGAUGGUACGUGUGGGCACUGAGGAGGAUGAAGAAGAUGAAGAAGAGGAGCAGAAAGACUCAGUUCAGCAGCAGGAGGGCUCUUAUGAGCUCAGCAACAGCAAACACAGCACACUGAUCACAGCGUCAUGUGACAGGAAGAACACAUCAUCACCAUCAUCAGACAGGAAGUCUCGCCCCCUCCCGCAUCAGCUGCCCAACACGAACUCAACAGCAUCCAGGCCUCAGUUCGACAGCGACUGAUUCCUAGUGAUUAUUAUUCCUAUUAUUAAUCCUAUUAUUUAUACUCCUCCAGUUCUUAAGGUGCUUUCACCCCCAGACGGAUGUUCCUGACGGCACCCCGAACCCCCCCCACUGUUGGCCUUCAUCGUUUGCUUUGUUUUCUAUGGAUUUUAUCCAGGUUUUAGCCAGUGUUGCUCGAUGAGGUUUUUUAGUACUCAUAUCUUUUUUGCACUGUACGACACACUCAUGGUUGGUUUUACUAUGUAUAAAACGCUGUACAGCUCUCAAUAAGGUGCCCAUGGACAGCAGCACAUGUACAAUGAUCUGUAUGUUUGAUAGUCCGCAAUAGACACACACUGUUUUCCCGACACACUCAUGAAUGUCCAGCUUCUGUUUUAUUUUUCUAUGGCUGAGAUAUAUUUAAUAGAGAGCUUUAUGAGGAGAUUGUUUAGCGAGUUCGGUUGAGAGAGACGUGGACAACGGUUGACAAAAAGCAAUAAGCAGGAUUUUUCGGUGUUUCUCUUCGAUGUAUAAAGUGUAAAGAUGAUGAUGUAAAUAUACCGUACACCGGACUAAAUGAGCAGAGCAGAGCCGAGCAGAAGAGCUUGUGUAUCAGAGUCAAUAUGCAAAUGUUCAUAUUUCAUCUGUUUUAUAUCAUGUCCAAUAAAUGUUGAUGUUCUUAUAUAUGCCCAGAGAUUUACCA
Messenger RNA from Danio aesculapii, 4890 nucleotides. It is a transcript of the gene plekha5, whose product is annotated as pleckstrin homology domain containing, family A member 5. Gene Ontology annotation, cellular component: cytosol. Lineage: Eukaryota; Metazoa; Chordata; Actinopteri; Cypriniformes; Danionidae. The transcript has 30 exons. The record is from RefSeq and is a predicted model, not a curated record. Gene Ontology annotation, molecular function: phosphatidylinositol-5-phosphate binding; phosphatidylinositol-3-phosphate binding; phosphatidylinositol-4-phosphate binding. Bases 33 to 4208 code for a protein of 1391 amino acids.